Molecule: messenger RNA, 585 nt
Organism: Nycticebus coucang (slow loris)
Lineage: Eukaryota; Metazoa; Chordata; Mammalia; Primates; Lorisidae
Product: RNA polymerase II subunit A C-terminal domain phosphatase SSU72-like
Exons: 1
Coding region: 1-585 (194 amino acids)
Biological process (GO): termination of RNA polymerase II transcription
Cellular component (GO): mRNA cleavage and polyadenylation specificity factor complex; nucleus
Molecular function (GO): RNA polymerase II CTD heptapeptide repeat phosphatase activity
Source: RefSeq, a predicted model, not a curated record
AUGCCCUCAGCCCCACUCAGGGUGGCUAUGGUAUGUGUGAGCAACAUCAACAGGAGCAUGGAAGCCCACAGGACGCUCAGGAAAAAAGGGCUCAGUGUCCAGUCCUUUGGGAUUGCCUCUCGUGUGAGGCUCCCAGGACCAGGGCCCAAUCUUGCCCUGAUUUAUGAUUUUGCAACCACAUAUAAAGAAAUGUACAACGACCUUCUAAGGAAGGACAGAGAAUACUACACAUGCAACGGACUCUUACACAUCUUGGGAAGAAAUGAGAAGAUCAAGCCCCGUCCUGAGAGAUUUCAGGAGUCCAGCGAUUCCUUUGAUGUCAUCUUCACCUGUGAGGAGAGGGUCUAUGACAGAGUAGUGACAGAGCUGUGUUCCAGAGAACAGGACACCUUCCAGCCUGUGCAUGUGAUCAACGUGGACAUCCAGGACAACCCAGAAAGUGCCACCUUGGGAGCUUUCCUCAUCUGUCAGCUGUGCCAGGGCCUUCAGCACAUGGACGACAUGGAGGACAACAUGGAUGAGCUGCUCCUGCAAGUGGAGGAGAAAUCGGGACAGCAUUUCCUUCACACCGUCUGCUUCUACUGA